Gracilinanus agilis (Agile Gracile Mouse Opossum) is the source of this 3088-nucleotide messenger RNA. RefSeq names its product dynein regulatory complex subunit 3 (gene DRC3). Lineage: Eukaryota; Metazoa; Chordata; Mammalia; Didelphimorphia; Didelphidae. Gene Ontology annotation, molecular function: protein binding. The record is from RefSeq and is a predicted model, not a curated record. The transcript has 14 exons. Bases 1 to 1731 code for a protein of 576 amino acids.
AUGAUUCGAUUAUAUGAUACCAUAGAGCCAAAUGUAAUCGAUGAAGAAUUGCUUAAAUUGGCUGUGGAAGAACAGGGACCACAAGAAGAAGCAGGGCAAGUAGCCAAACAGGAGGGCAUUAAUUUCAAAGAUGUCAGAAGUCUGCAACUGGAUUUUCAAAACAUUCUCAGGAUUGACAAUCUAUGGCAGUUUGAGAAUCUGAGAAAAUUACAGCUAGACAACAACAUCAUUGAGAGGAUAGAUGGAUUAGACAGUCUAGUUAACCUGGUCUGGCUUGAUUUAUCUUUUAACAAUAUUGAGACAAUUGAGGGCCUAGAUAAUCUAAUUAACUUAGAAGAUCUGAGUUUAUUCAGCAACCGAAUUUCCAAGAUGGAUGCUAUGGACACCUUAGUAAAACUACAGGUCUUCUCCAUAGGGAACAACAUGAUUGAUAACCUCCUUAAUGUAAUCUAUCUGAGGAGAUUCCCGGAAUUACGUUCACUCAACCUUGCUGGAAACCCUGUCUGUGAGGAAGAAGAUUAUAAGUUGUUUGUCACUGCCUACCUUAGUGAUCUAGUAUACCUGGACUUCAGGCUUAUUGAUGCACACACGAGAGAAGUUGGUUUUGCAAAAUAUCAGUACAGUAUUUAUGAACUGAAGCAUCGGGAGAAUCAGAUGCAGUACAAACUGGAAGAAGAGAAGGCAAAUAUGGCAGAGCUGGAAAAGCAUAAGGCUGCUUAUGUUGAGUACCUGAAUGGUUCUUAUCUGUUCGACAACCUUUAUUCAGAUGACACUGAAGCUGCCAAACUAGCUUAUUUGCCAGGAGUUCCGGAGCUACUGGAAACAUACAAAACCAAAUUCGUUUCAGUUUGCCAGAACAUAUUUGAUUAUGGUUUGGUACAGCAAGAGAAGAGGACAGCGGAAGUUGAUCUUUUCUAUGAAUGCCUUGGAGAGGCCCUCAGUGACAAUCGAGAUCUAGGGCUGAAAACAAUCGAUGAUUUUGAAAAGAAACACUUUAUGAUGUUACAAGCCAUCCGAAAUGCAAAUGAGAUACAACUUGUGGAUACUAAAAUGAGUGAGUGUAGUGAAGAAAUCAGUCGAUUAUUUGAUAUACUCAUGACUUAUGAAAUGCAAUUGGUUGAACAGUUAGAGGAAUCUAUAAAUAACUUUGAAAGGAACAUUAUAGACAUGGUGGGAACAUUUGUUGAAAAUGUACAAGGCCUAAUGGCCCAGUGCCGUGACUUAGAAAACCAUCACCAUGAGAAACUUCUGGAGAUCUCUAUAAACACCUUGGAGAAAAUAGUCAAGAGCGAAUUUGAUGAGGACCUGCCAGAAGAUGUCCGAGCGGAAUACCCAACUCUUACUACCUUCUUUGAAGGGGAAAUAAUCAGCAAAAAGCAUCCUUUCUUAACCCGGAAGUGGGAUGCAGAUGAGGAUGUAGAUCGUAAACACUGGGGCAAGUUCCAGGCUUUUUAUCAGUAUGCAAAAUCAUUUAACUCAGAUGACUUUGAUUAUGAAGAACUGAAGAAUGGGGAUUAUGUCUUCAUGAGGUGGAAGGAACAGUUCCUAGUUCCAGAUCACACAAUCAAAGACAUCAGUGGUGCUUCCUUUGCUGGGUUUUAUUACAUCUGCUUCCAGAAAUCUGCAGCCUCUAUAGAGGGCUAUUACUACCAUAGGAGUUCAGAAUGGUAUCAGUCCCUAAAUCUGACUCAUGUUCCUGAACACAGUGCCCCCAUCUAUGAAUUCCGGUGACAUUUGACUGUUCAGAACAAUAACCAAGUAAAACUGAACUUGGCAGAAAAGGUUCCAGUCGAUCAGGAGAAUUGUGUACCUGCCAGAAGCAGGAGAUAGUGUGUGCCAGUCUCCUACCGAGCAGAUGCACCAGGAGGCGUCAGUGGCAACCCAUAGAACUCAAGAGAUGCGGCUGAUCAGGGAGGGGGGAGGGGAAGAAGCAAAAGGAGUUCUUCCUGCUUCUGAGUGGCAAUUUAAUUUUAAUCUGGUUUUUAAGAUACCUUUAAAUGCACUUUUCCUUAUUGCACAGCUAUCUUCUGUAUUAUGGAAAUGCCCCUUUCCCCAUUCUAAAUCUGAGCAGAGUUGAUAGUUUCCAGGAUGACACGUCAGCAUUGGCUUGGUGUGUGCAGUGUUUUGAACUAACUCUUUCUGAUCACAGAUUUAUGGUUGCACCCCAGUACCCCCAGUCUUAAUACCUUGUCUGGUAGCUCAGAAGGAACCACAGCCUAGAUACAUCUGUGUAUCAGCAAAGCUUUGUGCAGGGAAUUGGCGAGCCACCACGUCUGCUAAUGAAGCACAUGGCUGAGGCAGUACUGAUUCUUGAAGGGCCUAAUCAAUCUUUAGUCCCGAUUGGUUAAUGGGGUCAACCCAAGCUGCAAAAGCAUUGGAAUAUUAACAACUCAAAGCUAAGUAAAUAGUUGUUAGGUUCCCUUGGCACACCAUUGGGAAUAACUAAAUUCAAGACUUCCGAGCCCUCAGUUAGGAAUGGAUCAGAAUUCUGCUUACUCAGUACAUUUGCUCUGAACUUAACAGAUUUGAGGGUAAAACCAAACUCAGUAAAAAUGAGAUUUUUUUAAUUACAAAAAUUAUUUUUAUGGUCUCUUUAACAAGGACUCUAUGGCAAAUGCACAAUUACUCAGAAUUACAUUUUAUCGUUUUCACAUUGAAAACAGCGAAUGUUGACUUAUUAAUUUUUAUACCUAUAUAUAUAUAUAUAUAUGUAUAUUUAAUCAACCAGCAGUUUUUGAAACUAGUCAUCCUGGUACAAAAGUUUGCAGCAUUGCAUAAAUUAGUGCUAAAUAAGAGAACUGUUUUUUGGUCAGUUUAACAUUUGUACCUCCUCCUUUUGCUACACAAAACAGUGCUUGACAAACCUUUUUAUCAGGCAGAAGGAGCAGUUGUUCUCCUAUAACAAUGACUUUGAGACGUUGGGGAAUGAGGGGAAACAUUAACCAUGUUCAAAUAAUAACUCGAGGCUUGCGUGCGUGCCAAAGUGUGCGUGUGUUUGUUUUUUGUUUUUUUUUGUUUUUUGUUUUUUGUUUUUUUUUUUGUGUUUUUUUUUUUUUUCGAGAUUUCAGAAGCUUCAAAGUUGGCAUCA